Melanotaenia boesemani (Boeseman's rainbowfish) is the source of this 2072-nucleotide messenger RNA. RefSeq names its product pyrroline-5-carboxylate reductase 1b (gene pycr1b). The transcript has 9 exons. The record is from RefSeq and is a predicted model, not a curated record. NCBI's taxonomy places the organism in Eukaryota, Metazoa, Chordata, Actinopteri, Atheriniformes, Melanotaeniidae. Gene Ontology annotation, molecular function: pyrroline-5-carboxylate reductase activity. Gene Ontology annotation, biological process: L-proline biosynthetic process. The coding region runs from base 176 to 1150 and encodes 324 amino acids.
UCAUUUGCCACAGCACACAUGGGAGUAAAGUAAAAGGAAGCCACGUUGACACGAGAGGUGUUUCCCCCCCGUUUUUUUGUUUAUUUUUUAUUCUGACCAGUCAGUUAGUUUUUUUGUUAACGCAGGAGUUUUUGCUGCAACAUCUUGGAUCAGAAACGCCACAUCAUCUGGCAGGAUGAGUGUUGGAUUCAUUGGAGCAGGCCAGUUGGCUCAUGCCCUGGUGAAGGGUUUCACUGCUGCAGGUGUGAUAGCGGCACACCGGAUUACAGCCAGCUCCCCAGACACGGACCUGCCUACAGUGACCGGGCUCAGGAAAAUGGGGGUGACUCUGACAACCAGCAACAAAGAGGCUGUCAACAAGAGUGAUGUGCUCUUUUUGGCUGUGAAGCCCCACAUUAUCCCCUUUGUUCUGGAUGAGAUUGGGCCAGACAUAGAGGACCGUCAUCUUAUCGUCUCUUGUGCUGCAGGUGUUACCAUCAGCUCCAUAGAGAAGAAGCUGCUUCAAUACCGUUCAGCUCCUAAAGUCAUGAGGUGUAUGACAAAUACCCCAGUGGUUGUGAGGGAAGGAGCAACAGUGUAUGCCACUGGGACACAUGCAGAGGUGGAAGACGGCAAGUUACUGGAGCAGCUGAUGGCCAGUGUGGGUUUUUGCACAGAGGUGGAGGAGGACCUGAUUGAUGCUGUCACUGGUCUGAGUGGCAGCGGUCCUGCCUAUGCAUUCACUGCGCUGGAUGCUCUGGCAGACGGAGGAGUGAAGAUGGGUCUACCCAGAAGACUCGCUGUCAGGCUUGGAGCUCAGGCCCUGUUGGGAGCAGCUAAGAUGCUUCUGGACUCAGAACAGCAUCCAGGUCAGCUGAAGGAUAACGUGUGCUCACCGGGGGGCGCUACCAUCCACGCCCUGCACUUCCUGGAGAGCGGUGGCUUCCGCAGCCUCUUAAUCAACGCAGUAGAGGCUUCCUGCAUCAGGACACGGGAGCUGCAGUCCCUGGCAGACCAGGAGCGCAUCUCUCCAGCAGCCAUUAAGAAAACCACUCUGAACAAAGUGCUGCAGCAGCCUGGGGUGACAGUCAGCGGAGUCGCUAACGGGAAUGGCAGGUCAAACCUCAACUUAUUCAACAAUCGCACCUCUGGGGUCAAAAAGAAGAACUGAGACGAAGCCAUACACACAAACAUGUUACAGAUUAUUAGUGUACCAGUGUGUGUACCUUUGGACUUACAUGCAUCUUAAACAGCUGUUCAGCCACAGAAUUAAACUCAGGACUGCUUUAAAUCACAUCCAAAUUCAUUUGCCAUGUUAUUUAUUCGUACUUGAGUCAAAUGCAGACGUGGGACCUGGUGGUGACAUCAUCACAUUAAACACAAGGUGUGUUCUGCAUGCACAGCUCACAGAUACAGCCCUAUGUUUGAUGUGGGAUUCCUGGCAACAUGUACACAAAUUCAGAUAUAAACCCAAGAGCAAAACUGUGUUUGCAAUCCAUCUGUAUGUGUUGGGCGCUGUUAAACAGUAAUGACCCAGUGGCCCAUCAUGGGAUCUGAUGCACACCAGGUAGCAGAUGGCUACUGGGACAUCAAGCUGUCAAUGUAUGUUGUCAAUAUUUGUCUUCAAAAAGUGAAAACCUCAGUCUUUUUCAUCAUGUACCCCUUUACUUUUUGCAUAAAAUCAUUUUUGUUUAGUAAGCGAACGGACUGAAUGUAGAUAGAACAAAUUGUUUUCAUUAUACAAAACCAGUGUUAUAUUUUUUAGGGCAUUGGUGCCUUUGGCCUUGUGACAGAACAUUUUUUUUUUUCUGCAGGUCAUUUUUUAAGCUUUAAAACAUCUUGUGUUUGACAAAGGCAGUUUUUACAUUUUUCUUCAUCAGGAAAUAUGGUGUAAUUAUCUUGAAGUGCUCAAAUAAAGCUUAAAUCUGCACAAUGAAGCAGGAUGUGUGAUGCAAAGGCUUUUGGUCAGCCCUCAGUCUGUUCUGUGCUGUACUUGUAUCCUCAUAAUUCAACAUGGUAUGUACUGUUUGGUUCAGCACAUUGGUCGCUGAACUGGUAGUCAAAAGGUUUAUAUUAAAAAAGCUGAAUCUGUU